Molecule: messenger RNA, 1521 nt
Organism: Pocillopora damicornis (cauliflower coral)
Lineage: Eukaryota; Metazoa; Cnidaria; Anthozoa; Scleractinia; Pocilloporidae
Source: RefSeq, a predicted model, not a curated record
AUGGCUCGAGAUAAAUUGCGUGAACCUGUCCAUUUCCCACCCAGUUUGAGCUCUUAUUUAUCAGAUCCAGAUAAUAGUGCGUACAGACAAAGGAACUCUGAUUUAGUCCACAUUCCUCACUUGUUGCGCACUCUCAAGAAAACGGCAUUUUGCAAGGAUGACGCGUGCGCACCGGAGGAAAAUGAGAAAAAGCUAAGCGGCUUAUCAGAUGAAGAUCGAGCAAUGGCUUGGAAGCAGCUCAGAUCAUCCACUCUUUCCGCAAAGUGGAGAGCAAUGUGUACUGGUGCUUUGAUUCCACUGCUGACUGCUACUGUUAUCGGCGUACUAUAUAUAAUAACCUACGUCUGCUAUCAGACUAUAUACAACUGCCAAUUUCAUGACACGGAGACAAUUCCUGAGAAAGCACAAUGGAUCAGAACAUUGUCUGAUGUCACAGGUUGUGUUUUCCUGCACUUGUGGUUCUAUGGAGGCGUGCUCUUACUUUUUCGACCAUAUCAGGUAAUGGGGUUAAACGGGAAACUGUUCCUUGUAGCUUUUCUUCUGUUUUCUUUGGAUGCAACUUAUCGUGUGGCUCUUCAACUCCUUGGGAUAUCGCGUUCUAAACUUUCUGUGUUACUAAAGUUUCCGUUGAACGGUUUGUUCCUCCCCAGUAUAUGUUGGAAAAAUUAUCUCUCGACAAAUGCAUUUCGUACUCUAACAAAAAGGCGGCGGUAUUUAUUUUUUAAAAUGAUAUUGCCGAGCUGUUUCUCUCUCAUAAUCGGCAACUUCGUAGCAUCUUACAUUUACCCAAUGUACGGCAAGCAAGAUGGGAAAGGAAAGCUACUCAUAGCAAUCUUCUCGCCUCUCAUCGGAGUCGUUCUUAAGGUGAUCUCUCGACUAUGUGUCCAGAGGUUGUGGUGCAUAACUCAUCCAGGAUAUUCGUUCGUCUUGCUAUCGCCGUUGUAUUUUGGAACAGCGGUUAUGUUUCGAGUGUUGCAAGCAGACCUUGAUAACAUCAAGUCUAUUGCUAUUCUUGGGAUAGUCCAUGGUGCUGCAGAAGUCAUAGAGAGAAGCACUAUGGUUUUCAUCGAUCACAUUUUCCAUGUAAUUUUACAAAGAAAAUCAGCCCCUUGGGGAAGUUUUCGCACUCCUCGGCGGGAAAGACUUAUGGCUGAUAUCGCAAUUUUAAGCAUGCUUUAUGAAUCGACUGCUAUUGUGUCUGUUAACGGCGUCCUGUAUUUGUAUCAGUUCAUCUACUUACAAAAUAUUUCACUUUUAAAGCUGAUGCAGGAAUUUGCAAUUCAUACCUCAGUUGCGCUGGUUAUUGAAUGGUUUAUGACCAGCGUAUCCUUAGCCAUCGAAACUCAUUAUCAGAAUAUAGCAGUUAUGGCCGUUUGGAGAAAGAAAUGGAAAAGACACGUUUUGGUUGCAAUGGCAAAUCUGGUUCCAUUGGCUCUCUGGAUGACACCGCACCUCCUAGAUAUUGUACAUGGGCGCUUCGAUGAGUCUAAAGAUCGCCCGUGCAAAAUGCCCUUCACUUAA